This is a messenger RNA of Kwoniella mangroviensis CBS 8507, 1869 nucleotides long. RefSeq lists its product as uncharacterized. The record is from RefSeq and is a predicted model, not a curated record. Bases 1 to 1869 code for a protein of 622 amino acids. Gene Ontology annotation, molecular function: RNA binding. Lineage: Eukaryota; Fungi; Basidiomycota; Tremellomycetes; Tremellales; Cryptococcaceae. The transcript has 11 exons.
AUGAGUCAUAUUCCCCCACCACCCUCUUUCUUACCUGCCCCACCCAAAUUCAAUGCCUUUGCCGAUUCCAACAACAACAACAAUCAAGCGUAUCAUCCACAAGCGGGAGGAUCGGGAUCGGUUUCCGGAUCAGGUGUGAAUGAUAAUUAUGGUGGAGGACAACAAAGGGAUAUGUAUGCGGAUCGCAAUAACAAUAACAACAGUAAUAGAAGGAAGGGAAGAGGUGGUGGAGGUGGAGGAGUAGGUGGAAGACGAGGUGGUGGAGGGGGAGGGGGAAGAGGAGGUGAUAGGGAGAGAAGUCCCGAUCGAGGUGGUAGAAGAAGACAUGUCGAAACUCGUUCCGUCGAAGAUCGUAUCCAAGCUGAGAGAGUUUGCAGAACACUUUUCGUCCGUAAUGUAUCUUACGAAGCUGAUUCAGACGCAUUACAACAUUCGUUCUCGACUUACGGUGAGGUCAAAACUUGGUAUGAUAGGAUUAAAGAGAGGGGUAUCAUCUUUGUGACUUAUUUCGACCUACGUGCAGCACAAAGAGCAAGAGAUGGUAUGCACAGUCUGAAAGCUGGUGAUAGACCCAUCGACGUGCAUUAUAGUCUACCAAGGGAUAAAGAUUUGAUUGGGGAUUGUGAUCGAGAAAAGAACCAGGGCUCGAUCCUCGUUUUUGUUCAUCCACCUAGAGUCAUCAACGAGUAUGAGCUGGGAAGGAUGUGCGAACAGUUCGGUGAUGUGAAAACUAUCAAACCUGGUAGAGAGCCCGCCGAGAAGAUAGUAGAAUAUUAUGAUUCAAGAGGAUCGGCGUUAUUCUACGAUAAGAUGUCCAAUCAACCUUUCCAAGGUGGGACUUUGGAAUUGAAAUUUAUAUGGGAUGAGAAAGAGGAUGCUUUGCCUCCGCCACCCAUUACGGAAAAAACAAGCACUAAUCACCCUUACCGAAGUGGUGAAGGGCCUGGGUAUGGCGAAGUCAGAGGCGGUAGACAUAACCAACCUCCCCCACCUCCCCUUCAGGGUGCGAGAGAUCCUCGUGCAAGAUCUCCAAUAAGAGGUAGUGAUAGACGAAGCUCGUACGGUUCCAAUCCACCUGGUCCAAGAAGGUAUGGUGAUGGACCGCCCUCUAUACCUCCCGGCGACGAUAGAUUGGAGCAAGCUCGUAAAGUCCAACAACUUUUGGCGAAUUUAGGUGGACCCAAUCCUUCUGGUCCACCCGCACCUCCUCCUCAAGGUGGGUUCCCUGCCAGGGGGCCCAUGCCUUCUCUGCCAUCGACGAUGAAUGGUCCACCACCUUAUCCACCGAGGGAUACAGGAUAUACACCUGGACCUGGACCCCCUCCUCCUAGCGGUAAUUACAGACCAGUACCACCACCAUCUAUCUCGCAAGGUGGGAAUAACAGUUAUCCACCUUAUCCACCACCACCUCAACAAAGUUACUCAAAUUCUAAUCCUGCUCCCAGUCCAUAUCCAUCGUCUGGACCACCUGGAAAUGGAUACAACCCCCUGCCGCCUCCACCAAGUCAGAACCCGUAUAACGUCCCACCUCCCAUCCAAGGAUCGUACGGUAACCCACCUCCCCCUCCGGCUAUCCAAAGUCCUUACAACCCAUCAACACCGGCACCUCAAAAUUACCCACCUUACCCACCUGCUUCUAAUGCCGGCGGUGCUGAUCCUCCUCCACCGGGACAAGGAUCAGGUCAAGGACAUAGAUAUGGACAAUCGUCCGGUGGAUAUGGUGGAUACCCAAUUCCACCUGCGCCGAACCCCAAUCCAGGUGGGUCGGUCCCUGGUCAAGCGAAAGAUGUCGGUAGUUUGUUAGCUAUGCUUGUGAGUGUUCUUUUCAAAACAGAAGUGGAUCGUAUGUUGAUCUAUCAUGAUGUUUGA